Messenger RNA from Cuscuta campestris, 983 nucleotides. NCBI's taxonomy places the organism in Eukaryota, Viridiplantae, Streptophyta, Magnoliopsida, Solanales, Convolvulaceae. The record is from the annotation of a GenBank genome assembly.
CGGAAUCUUCUUCAAGUAGAAAAGCAGCUUCUGAACCUUUGAUUGGAGGGAUCUCAUGCAUCACUGAAGUGGAGGAACUUCCUGUAUCUUCAUGGGAUUCAGGCACUGAAAUAAGCAUUCAAAAGAAUUUGGAUGAUGAUGCUGCUGAUGAUGAUUUUGAGGAGAAUGGUGAUGUCAUUGCUGCUCGAGGACAGCAGGACCACAUGACGGAGGUGCAGAUGUGGCAACAGCUAGAGCAGGAGCUGUACGACAAGGACGGAGGUGGGACCGGUACGGUAAAGGAGAUCAGGGAAGAAGAAGCAGCUGCCAUUGCCGAGGUGGGCCAGAGCUCGGCAGAAAGCGAAUCUUCUGUUCCGGACACCAAGGAGGCACACAGAUUCUUCCCUCCCGGAAGGAUAAUGCACAUAGUGACCCUCGCGCCUGACGAUCAACAGCACAGUGAUGAUGCGAGCAAUGCUUCAGAGGACGACAAUGAAGAAGACGGCGGGGAAGAUGUAGGUGGGCCCGAGGAUUCGGGACUCGGGAUAUUUCUCACCCCCAGGACAUUGUAUAGCAAAAUAAGGCUGUCCCAGACCAUGAUCAGUGAUCAUUUCAUGCCUGUUUAUAGACGGCAAAUUGAGAAGCUGAUUAAAAAGCUUGAUGGAGACGACGACAACGAUGCGAAAAAGGAGAGUUCUGGAAACACGCGAUGUCCUUCCCCCGAAACGAUACACAAACUUUUAUGAGGAUGGAGACAUCAAUUAUAGAGGUUUUGGAACUUUGUAUAUACACACAGAUAGGAGUAAUUAGACACUUCAUUCAUAUUUUUUUAGUUGGUGAUUUGAUUAAAGUAUUGUAUUUGAGGUGUAAUAAGUUAUGUUUAAUCACUUGAACAGAACAUGGUAUUGAUUGAUUGAAUAAACCCGAAACCGGAUUUAGAUUUGAGUGGCAAUUAUGUGGGAAAUUUACCCAAACCGGAGUAGUACUAAAUCGUAAGUAGAUGA